Neohortaea acidophila is the source of this 738-nucleotide messenger RNA. RefSeq lists its product as uncharacterized. The transcript is spliced from 3 exons. Bases 1 to 738 code for a protein of 245 amino acids. NCBI's taxonomy places the organism in Eukaryota, Fungi, Ascomycota, Dothideomycetes, Mycosphaerellales, Teratosphaeriaceae. The record is from RefSeq and is a predicted model, not a curated record.
AUGGGGAAAGCGCGCCCCCUAGACGCCAUCCGCCGCCAGACAGCAGCACGUCAACGUCUCAGCGCAGUGGCCGACGUCGACUCAGCCUACAGCCGCCUUAGCCGCGCAAACCAAGAGUUCACUCACGCGCCCUCGUCCCAGCGUUGGGCCGAAGGUUAUCGCCGUGAUGACUCCCACCAUGGCGACUACUACGAAGACGGCGAGGAGGAAGUGCACGAAGAGCGGCAGAGCAACGUCGCGGCGCCCAAACCUGCGAGAAAGAAGACGACGAUCGGCACUUUCAGCGUGAGAAAGACACAACCCAAGCCAAAAACAAAGUCCAAGCCCAAGCAGAAACCCACCACCAAAGAAACAACCACACCCCCCGACCACCAAAACCAACACCACCCGCGCCCCCACCCAACCGAUUCCACCCCCCUCCACUGGCGCCCCGCCGGCGGCGAAAAGCCCUUCACCACAAACACAAACGGCAAAAGCAAAGAACCAACCCUCACUCCCGUGCUCGGUCUCGCGCGCGUCCCAACCUGGCGUCUAGGUCCCUUCGUCGAAGCGGCGAAGCAACUCAUCCGCCAGCACGGGGUGAUUGAAGACAUGGCAGCGGAGGAGCUGGUGCAGGGCGGGGAGAGCGUGACGGAUGUGUAUGUGCGGUUUGCGGACGAGGGGGUUGCGGAGAGGGUGAAGGCGGGUGUGGAUGGGAGUGUGGUGCUUGGGAGGGUGUUGGGGGUUGCUUAUGUUUGA